Messenger RNA from Vigna umbellata (rice bean), 1662 nucleotides. Its product is annotated as putative magnesium transporter NIPA9. The record is from RefSeq and is a predicted model, not a curated record. Gene Ontology annotation, molecular function: magnesium ion transmembrane transporter activity. NCBI's taxonomy places the organism in Eukaryota, Viridiplantae, Streptophyta, Magnoliopsida, Fabales, Fabaceae. Gene Ontology annotation, biological process: magnesium ion transport. Gene Ontology annotation, cellular component: membrane.
UAAAUAAUAUUAACAAGAAAUAGUGUAAUCUAGGUUGCAGAACUAAUUGAAACUCGAAGUUUAAAGUAACAGUCUAACAGAUCGUGAAGGAGUUAAACAGUGCAACAAAGAGGAAGGAAAGUUGAAACAUUUUAGACAGUGGCAUGUGGGAAUCUAUUCUACUGACGGUGGCUGCCACCGCCGGCAACAACAUUGGAAAGAUCCUUCAGAAGAAGGGCACUAUCAUUCUUCCACCCCUUUCUUUCAAACUCAAGGUCAUAAGGUCUUAUGCUUCAAACAGAACCUGGGUGAUUGGUUUUCUAGUGGAUAUAUUUGGGGCAUUAUUGAUGUUAAGGGCAUUGUCUUUGGCUCCAGUCUCUGUCAUCCAACCAGUUUCUGGCUGUGGACUAGCAAUUUUAUCACUUUUUUCCCAUUUUUAUCUCAAGGAAGUCAUGAAUGCUGUUGAUUGGGUUGGCAUUACAUUGGCAGGUUUUGGCACAAUAGGAGUUGGUGCUGGAGGUGAGAAGCAUGAAGUGGUUGCUCUAUCUAUUUUUCGGUUACCAGCGUUGGCAUUUGUUGUUUUCAUCUUGUUUAUACUGCUUAAUGGAUGGGUUCGAAUAUGCAAGAGUCAACGAAGAGAACAAGAAAUGAUGGAAUAUGAUGUCGUUGAGGAAAUCAUCUAUGGCUUGGAAUCUGGUAUUUUGUUUGGGAUGUCAUCUGUAAUAUCAAAGAUAGGAUUUCUAUUCCUGGAUCAAGGUUUCCCCAGGCUGUUGGCUCCUGUGUGCAUCCUGAUCAGUGUCUGCUGUAGUGGCACAGGCUUUUACUACCAGACACGUGGUCUAAAGCAUGGGAGAGCUAUUGUGGUUUCUACAUGUGCAGCUGUGGCAUCAAUUUUGACUGGUGUACUUGCUGGGAUGUUUGCUUUGGGUGAGCGACUUCCUUCAGAACCGAAAGCUCGCCUCACACUUCUUCUUGGAUGGCUACUUAUUAUUGUGGGUGUGAUUUUACUUGUUGGCUCAACACGGCUAGUGAGAUUUCUUUCUUGUUCCUCGAGUCAAAGAAGAAGCAAUGUCGAUAAGAAUUUUGGCCUUAGAAGAACCACUUCUUCCCGUGUUAGGGAACCAAGUCCAAGUGCUAUCAUUCAAGCAGCAACAUUAAAUCAUUUACUAUCAUCAUCAUCCAAAGAAAAAGCUUGAGCUGACAUGUGCUGGGUCAUGUUCCUUCAUCCUUUGCAGAAUAUCUGAGCAUUAAGUUGCUUUCUAAUCCGAUUGGCAAGGGCAGGGUGUGUUGUACGAGUAUAGUGGCUGCUUCAUCAGAGGAUAUUUUGGUGUGAUCGUUCAUUUAUGAUUCACACAUUAUGAAUGAAAUAUGUGUUAACUUCUGAGGCCUCCUUGUAGAAACUUUUCAUGAACUUCCAUUAUUUUUUUGUUUUCAAGGAUUGUAUAUGACAGUGAUGUGGAUAGCAUACCAAUACCAACAUACAAAAUUUGUUUUAUUUGCACUGAAACAUAUUUUGAUGAAGAAAAGUUUAUUCUUGUGCACUAGUGCAGUGGUGCUCUUUGCAUAUAUAGGUGUUGCUUCGUUAGAAAGAAAUGUUAAUAACAUAUUUCUUGUAGAACAUCCUACUGUUGGCAAAAAAAAAAUUGAAAUUAUAAAAUGUGUAUCUUUAUCAAUAAAUGUUCU